Anopheles coluzzii is the source of this 1075-nucleotide messenger RNA. Its product is annotated as UPF0729 protein AGAP000931. The transcript has 2 exons. The record is from RefSeq and is a predicted model, not a curated record. NCBI's taxonomy places the organism in Eukaryota, Metazoa, Arthropoda, Insecta, Diptera, Culicidae. The coding region runs from base 308 to 598 and encodes 96 amino acids.
UUGGUAGUGCGUGUGUGUGUGUGUGUUUUCUUUUCUCAUCACACAGAAAAGGCUGGCGAAACAAAACACAAAACCAUCUGUGGUGGUCGUUUUUUAUUCGUGGCCAUUCUGCAGCUUCCACCCAUUCGACUAGUGUCCUUCGACUACGGUCCUGUGUUGUCUAAUAUAUAAAUCCAAAGGACUGCGGAUUGCUUGCAUCGAUCUGCAAACGUACCACUUGAGUAAGGCAACACAACCGGAAAGAGAGCAACGACCGCCGCGCGGUGAAGGAAACGACAACCUUCCAAUCUCACACCCGGAAGAAAGAAUGGUGUGCGUGCCGUGCUUCAUUGUGCCCGUGCUGCUCUACCUGUGGCACAAGUUCGUGCAGCCGAUCCUGCUCAAGUACUGGAACCCCUGGGAGAAGAAGGAUGCGGACGGCAACAUGAUCAAGACGGAGCCGAAAAAUCCGUUCGACUGUGCCGGGGGGGUGUGCCGGUGGGCAGGCAAGAAGACAGCUGUGCCGCCCGGUCACGACCCGGUGGGCCCGACGGUUGCCGCCGAUACCGCAACCUCCGACGCUGUCGACGAUGCUGCCAGCAGCAAGAAGACGCUAUAGAUAGACUCGAUGGUCGAUUUACUUGCUCGACUUAAACAUCCCCAAACCCCCCGUUCCUGGACUAGCAAACGCAUCGGUGGCUGCACCGCAUCUGUGCGCAUAUGUAUUUUCAUGUGCUCACCGCAUGAGUCAUCUACCGCGUGCCUACCUAUGCUGAGCAUUAGCGGGUGUUUGAAGUGAGAAGACGAUGUAGGGGGGCGACCGGAAACCACAUACAGCAACAUUUGAAAGCAAUCAAACCGACUAUUAGUAACUCAGUUGGAUGAAGUUAUGAGUCAUGACCGAUUAAAUAUCGAUUCAUGCCUAGCGGGCAGCACAGCAAAAACUGCCACUUUCCCGAACCGUGUGAUAACCGAUGGAGCCGUUGGUUGCAGUUGCCAUUAGCAAAUAGCGGUGAAUCAAGCUUUUGUUCAAGUUUCAUUUCGAUUAAAAGGAGCGUUUAAAUUUUAAAUACAUUCGUACAGCCACCGCAAACCA